This is a messenger RNA of Tigriopus californicus, 1549 nucleotides long. RefSeq lists its product as uncharacterized. The record is from RefSeq and is a predicted model, not a curated record. The coding region runs from base 370 to 906 and encodes 178 amino acids. The transcript is spliced from 3 exons. NCBI's taxonomy places the organism in Eukaryota, Metazoa, Arthropoda, Copepoda, Harpacticoida, Harpacticidae.
CAUUGACGAGUGUGCUUGAAAGAGAGAAAAUUUGGCCAAAAGUGCAUUGAACAUGCAAUUUGUGUGUGUUUUAAUUAUCCCCUCAAAGUUGACUUCAAGGUCUUUGAGUUGAGAAGAAUGAAUGUUGGAGAAAAAUCAGUCCCUUCCAUUUUGAUAUCUUCGGAUCACGCGUCCUUUGGCUAAGUGACCUGUUUCAAACGAUCGUAAAUUUCCAUUGGUUUUGGUCGAGCCAAGGCGCUAAACUUUUUUCCUUCCAGCUCUUUGGUUGUUUGAGGGCUUAUCGAAGGCCGCGAUCUGGUUUUAGAAGUUUGCCAUGAGCUGUCAAGCCAUCAGGUGUUUGUGAGACAUCCAGCAACUCCACAACGAAACAUGGCAAAGCCGAAACAACAAUUCAUGGGCUUCAUGGGCUCAAAGUCCUUCAAAAUUACGGGAUCCUAUCAAUUAAUCAACUAUGACGAGAACUUGGACCUAUUCUUGGACAGUCUCGGGAUCAAUGGAAGCGAGUUUGGAUCGGCCUUUCGCAAGACAAAAGUCAAAAUUUUUGUUCGGGAGCCUUCAAAGCACAACAAGAAAUGGAGUCUCAUUCACAAAGAGGAAGGAAACAAUGACCCUACAAAGUCAUUGUCGUAUGUGUUCGAGCCCGGGAAAUCCACCACAAUCGAAACGGAAGACGAUUCGAUUGAGAAAGUGGUGUGUCUCAACAAGGACACGCAUGUCAUUCAAUGCCAAACCGAGGUCAAGAGGUCAGGAUGGAAUGUGGAAAGCCGAAUCAUAUUCACUUCCGAAGGGAUUACUGCGAUCUACGUGAAUACUCAAACUGGCACCACGAUGACCGCCAAAUAUUCUCGAGUCAUUGAUCCUUGGAUGUCGAAGAAGAAGAAAUUUUUGAGAGCCAUCAGAGAUUAGCAUUAAGCUCUUUGGCGCCUAAAAACAAAUACUACUGUGCUAGAGCGAUAGGGUGGGAAAUAUGGGUCUGCACGUAGAUAAGGAGGGAGUGUCGACCUGUUUUGGAGAAUGACCGAGAUCCUACCCAUCAGUUGAACAAUGCUUAGUCAUUGUUCAACAUGAAAUAUAUCCUUUUCAUCCUUUUCUACCUACAUUUGACCUGGACUCAAGGUGAAGAGCUGCCAAGCUCAUCUGCUCAACCCCUCUUAAUUGAGGCGUUGAGAAGCAACCAUGAGAUUCGAAGACUGACCAACGAAUUGAUGGGUGCCCUCGGUCAAUAUGAGGUCUCGAGUGGUCGCCGACACGAGGAUGCACGUGGUCGAGGCUUGUGUUUCCGCCUGUUUUGUGUCCGAGAUGGGGAUUUGUUUUGUGAGCGAGUGUGCGCCUUUUUGGGCGAUCACGCCGCCAAAGUGGAGAUCGAGCGACAAGAACAAGAGUGGAACAAGAAGACGGAUCAAUAACCGAAGCGGACAAGAUCUUGAACAACGGACAAUUUAGCUUUAAGGACCCAACGCACCGAAAAUGAAGAAUGCAUCAGAAAAUUGCUAAAUCGCAAUCUCGAUCUGUAUACGUAAUGAAAUACAACUCCGCCUUAUUGGUAAAA